This is a messenger RNA of Heterocephalus glaber (naked mole-rat), 3713 nucleotides long. The record is from RefSeq and is a predicted model, not a curated record. NCBI's taxonomy places the organism in Eukaryota, Metazoa, Chordata, Mammalia, Rodentia, Bathyergidae.
UGGGUGCGAGAGGGCGGGGCUUUGCGGCUCCCGAGGAGCCGUGCCCUGCGCUCCCUGGAAGGGGCGGGGCCUGAGCGUCCUCGGUUGGACUGGGAGCUGAAAACAGCUGCGACGUGACCGUGGCUGCCGGCCGGCGACUGGCGAGUUCCCUGUAUGUGCAUUUUCCCAUGCAAAAAAGAAGCUAUGAGAAAAUUAUCAAAAAUACAAACUGAGAGUAUAGAAAUAAAGCUACUGAACCCAUGCAUCUAUUUUUGCCUCUUCCUGAAACUCUACCAAUAACAAGAUUUUUUUUUUGUACCAGGGAUCGAACUCUGGUCCUUGCACUUGCGCAGCAGGCAACGAAACCACUGAGCUAAAUCAAAUAUCAGGAUUUUUUGAAGGUAUAAACAGUUGUGAUGACACUGUCAGAGACCACCAUAAGAAAGGACAAAUACACUUUUGGCCUCUCCGCCUGUUACUCAUUAAAAACAUGAUUUGUGUUCUCUUCUGAGGCAGAACAGCUUUUGCUAAAACUCAUGACUUUUCCUUGGGCUUACAGAUGCCUAACAGGUAACUAAAAGCUAAACAAAACUUGACCACUACGAAUCCCUUAUUACCUGAAAGCUGAAGAUACAAGUAUGUUGAUCAUUUAAGAAAAGUUGGCAAAACAAGUUUUCUUAGCCCUGAAUUUAGCCAGCCUACCUCAUCCUCCUUCAAGAUUGAUGACAUCAAGAUAAGAAUAACUAAAGUCAUUUUUCAGGAUUUAUAGGGACAUUCGACAUUGGAGUUGUCUGCCUGUGAGACAGUGAUAUCUACCAAACUAUGAAUGAUACAAGAACUUCACUUGAUAUUAAAGAGUACCCUGAUAGUGAGGUACAGAAAAACCGAAUAAUAACCCAGGAAGAAUGGCAAGACAAUUGGGUGAAUCACAAAAUCGGAUUUCAUCAAGCAGAAGGGCAUCAGCUGUUAAAGAAGCAUUUGGAUAAUUUUCUUAAAGGCGAGAGUGGACUGAGAGUGUUUUUUCCUCUUUGUGGAAAAGCAGUGGAGAUGAAAUGGUUUGCUGAUCUAGGACACAGUGUAAUUGGUGUAGAAAUCAGUGAACUUGGGAUACGAGAAUUUUUUAUGGAGCAGAAUCUUUCUUACUCAGAAGAACCAAUCACUGAACUUCCUGGUGCAAAAGUAUUUAAGAGUUCUUCAGGGAAUAUUUCACUGUACUGCUGCAGCAUUUUCGAUCUUCCCAGAGCAAAUAUCGGUAAAUUUGACAGGAUUUGGGAUAGAGGAGCGUUAGUCGCUGUUAAUCCAAGUGACCGUGGACGCUCUGUUCUUGCUCCCAGCCGUUCUUACCAUACGUGCUGUGUCUGCAUCUCCCAUGUGUCACCAGUGUCCUUUAUCAGCCCCCAGACCUCUUCAUCUCCGUAAACACCGCAUUUCUAAACACACUUGGGGACGGAACCAGAGCCUCACGCGUGCUAAGCAGGUGUCUUCCUGAGCCGCUCCCCAGCCCAGGGAAGCGCCGUGUUUGUAUACAGAACUGUUUCGCUCCAUGUCUACAGCUGUAGGUCUUCCUCUCUUGUGGAGAAUGUGUCUGCUCUCUGAGGCUGGUCCUUCUGAGGACCUUGGUUUACCUGAUAAAAUCCCCAAGGCAGCAUGGACCAGACUGGACGCCAUCAAGGGCAGACCAAGGGUGACCGUUACACCACGUGCCACUGUGUCCCCAGUAUUUAGCGUGGCCCGUGUUUAGCAGAGGAAGAGCUUAGUAAAUAUUUUUUGAAUAAGUGAGAACAAACCCUACACAGAGCGUGGGAAAUACACUGUUUCCUGCCAGGCACCCCCACCGUUAUCUGUCCUUCGAUCUAAAGUCCAUCCGAGUGGACUUUGAGUGCUUCAAGCCUGGUCAGCAAGGAGCCAGAGGCCCCACCUGGCGAUCUAAUUGGGAAACCAGCUCUGCGUGGUCAGAGUCUGUGACCCCUGAGUGCACCCAGCCAGGUAUGUGUGUGUGUGGUCAUAGGUGUGAGUAUUCCUGGGAUCAUGCUGGUCUUUGUUACCUGAAUAAUUACUGACUUUGAACCAGUAGAAAGAAAAAAUUACUUUAUCUUUGCGCUGACACUUGGUAGGUUCCUGGUUUGUCUCAGUGCUGUCAUCGGUACUGCCUCAGUAUCCAGCAUCUUGGGCUAGUGUUGUCCACUGUCAGGGGCUGAUGUAUUCUCAGCUGUGACUCACGUCUCUCUCCUAAAGGAAAUCAGUGGUACACACCUUUCUCACUCUUCUGAAUUGUGUGUGUGUGUAUGUGUGGAAAUUGAGCCCAGGGAUCCCUAAGCUACAUCCCCAGCCCUUUUUGCCUCGAGGCUGGGCCCAGGCUGACCUCAAACUUGCUAUCCUCCAGCUUCACCCUCCUUGCGAAGCUGGGAUUACAGGUGAGCACCACCGCACUUGGCAGUUUUUCUGAAUUUCUGAUGGAUUGCAAGGCCCCAUUUCGAGAGGAAUGAAGCAUUUCAACUGGGGAAACACGACCAAGGCAAUCUGACUGUUCCCUUCCUCAGAGACAAGUUUCUUCCUUCCUCCUCUUAAGAGCAAGAAGCAGAAAGUUAAAAUAUGAAGGAUUCAUCUUGCAAGUUUGCAUUGGUCUGGCUCUUUUGCUUCCCAGGAAAAGAGAUCCACUUGAAUUCACUCUGAAUUCGAGGAGUUUAUGUAGAAGAUGCGAAAGGGGAUAACAACAGCGAAACCCUGAGUGCUUGCCCUGAACCAAGCAGUGUUCUAAGCGCUUUGUGUGUCAAGUCACUGAAUGCUCACAGCAGCCUGUGAGCUGGUGACUGGCCUCACCCACCUCACGGUCCUGGGCUGGCAGGGCCUGUUAGGGUCAAGUCCCUCCCGUGAACCACGACAUGGCCGGGAAGUAGUGUCCCCUGCUGCCUGAGACUGCCAUGAAGAAUUACUCCAACAAGUCACGGUUUAUGCCAUGCCUGGAGAACUUUAAUCUCAGACCACCUUGAACUUUGACCCGCAUGGUAGUCUUGUCUGUCCAGCUAACUGGAGGAGAGAGUUGUGCUCCAUACCUUAUGCCUUGGACCCCGGAGAGCUUCCAGCACUGUGAGACUAAGACAUUCCAGGCCCCAGCAGACCUACCGAGCCAGUGUGGAGGUUGGAGCUCAAGCCUCUUCCUCCAGCGAGUGCCUGGUGAUUCUUGUACCCAGCCAUGCCUCGGAGCCACUGCCCCCAAGCACACAGAUGCACGGUGGUGCCCCAGGAAGUACAAGUCUGAGGUCGGCGGCCCCUGACUACCGCAGCCAGCUGGAAAGAGCCUGUCUUCCUGUGAUGUCUUCAAGUCCUACGAGCCCCAAGAACAGGCUUCCACUUGGCUCCCCCUUUACCAAAUUGCCAGCCUUGGCUUUUAAAACAGGAGUCAACUUCAUGCGAUUGUUAGCAUUAAACUCAGUACAGUAGUGCUUCAGUUCACAAACUUAAUUUGGUCCACAAUUCUGGGAAAGAGGCUGCAUUUGUGUUCACGCGGGAAAGAUGGCCGCAGUCGUGUUCCUCUCCUGCUACGGAGUUUGCAAACGAAAACAAAAUUUUCCCAAAUGCUUCUGCUUGUGAACCACAGUGUUCACAAACAAAAGGGUUCGUGAACCAAGAUACCACUUUAGUGCUGAAGAAAGGAAAUGCUGGCUCCCUUGCCUUCUCAGCCCCUCCAGCCUCUGCCUAUACAGAGAAAUGUAAUAUAUACCUUUCUGUGUUCU